AUGGGCGUCAAGAGAGCCAGCCUGGCCAGCUCCAUCGAUGAUCUUGUCGCAUCGGCAGAGGCAAAAACAAUCCUGGCCCGAUGUCAGGACAAUGCUGCUCUGGCAAUGAAGGUCCUCAAGUACUUGGAGCAGGGGCUUUUCGAUGGCCCGACGGAAGCAACUUGCCCUGACUUCACCAGGUGCGUUUCUCUUCCUGCUUGCUCUGCUUCUUUCCCAAAUCAGGACUGCCUGGCGGCAUAUGACGACAAGCUGGUGACGACGGCCCGAGUGGACAGGGCUCCAGACCAAUUCGUGAAAUAUUGUCUGUCGAAGCUGCGGGCCGAUUUCAACAUAAGCGACUCCACGUCGUUCCCUCGGUCCACAGGGGACCGCAGGCUCGUCUGGAUGUUCGCACUGGACCUCAGUGCAUCCAGCAUUCUUCCUGCUGCUGAGCAGCCGGGCCCGAAUGCUGGCCCGAAGAAGAGAGCCCGAACAGACCGAAAGGGCGGAAAGGCUGUCAGACAGUACUCUGCCUUGGCUGCUUGGGCAGUGGAACGGCAUACUUCCUUGGGGUCGGUGCUGCAGCACAUCGACACCAAGAACUGGUCCGAGUAU
This is a messenger RNA of Symbiodinium sp. CCMP2592, 594 nucleotides long. The record is from the annotation of a GenBank genome assembly. NCBI's taxonomy places the organism in Eukaryota, Dinophyceae, Suessiales, Symbiodiniaceae.